UCACUCCAACACUCCAUUAGCUCCUGUUGAUUUUAACCUCAGACCUGCAAAAAAAAAAUCUUUAUUGGUUCUAAUUAUAGUGGACAAAAAAAAAACUUCCUUUCAAUACAAAAACUGACCCAGGAAUGCCCGAAAAUCAUUAGAAAGUGCCCCAAAAUCUACAGAAAAUGAGCAUAAGUGCCCCGAAACUAACAGAAAGUGACCAAUGAACAGAAACUCUUACCUGAAAUGCCCUACAAUCAACAAGAAAUGAUCCAAAAUGUACAGGAAGUACCCAAAAGCAAAAGGAACUGACCCAAAAAUGCCCGAAACUCAUCAGAAAGUGUCCCAAAAUCGACAGAAAUUGAAUAUUUGAGCCCCAAACUGAACAAGAAGUGAGCCAAAAUCAACAGGAGUGACCCAGAAAUGCCCCAAAACCAACAAGAAGUGACAUAUGAACAGGAAAUGACCCGGGAAUAUCUACAAGAAGUGACCUGGAAAUCAACAAUAAAUUAUCCAAAAUGUACAGAAAGGGACCCAGAAAUGCCUCAAACCCAAAAGGACGUGACCAAAAAACAAGAAGUGACCUGGAAAUGCUUUUCAAAGAACAAGAAAUGGUCUAAAAAUGAACAGGAACUGACCCAAAAUCAACAUGAAGUGACACAAAAAUGCCCCAAAUCCAACAGGAAGUGACCAAUAAACAGGGAGUGAGCUGGAAAUCCCCUAAAAUCAACAAGAAAUGAUCCAAAAUGUGCAGAAAGUGACCAGAAAUGCCCCAAAACCAGCAGGACGUGACUUUGAAAUGCCCUUAAAACAAUAAGAAACAGUCCAAAAUGUACAGGAAGUGACCCAAAAUCAACAGGAAGUGACCCAAAAUGUCCCAAAUCCAACAGCAAGUGACCAAUAAACAGGAAGUGAGCUGGAAAUCCCCUAAAAUCAACAAGAAAUGAUCCAAAAUGUGCAGAAAGUGACCAGAAAUGCCUCAAAACCAACAGGAAGUGACUUGGAAAUGCCCUUUAAGCAAUACAAAAUGAUCCAAAAUGUACAGUAAGUGACCCAAAAUCAACAGGAAGUGACCCAGAAAUGUCCCAAAACCAACAGGAAGUGACCAAUAAACAGGAAGUGACCUGGAAAUGCCCUCAAAUCAACAACAAAUGAUCCGAAAUGUACAGGAGGUGACCCCAAAUUAACAAGAAGUUACCCAGGAAUGCUCCAAAACUAACAGAAAGUGAGACAAAAUCAACAGGAAGUGACCCAAAAUGAACAAGAAGUUACCCAGGAAUGCUCCAAAACCGACAUAAAGUGAGCCAAAAUCAACAAGAAGUGACCUGGAAAUGUUCCUAAAAUCAAGAAGGUUUCUCCAGAAAUGGCACAUUUUUAGUACGUAUGAUAAUCACUGUUGCAUUCCAGACAUUUCCCAAGGAAAUUUCCUUUGUUCAGUUUGUUUCUUGUUUUCUUCACCCUUUUUUGGGAAAAUAAUGGGGCCUUUCCCCUGUGAAUCUUUAUAGAAAGUAAGGAAAAGGUGGGUAGAAAUGAAGGGAAAUGGUCAAUAGGUGGAGGGCUGACAAGUGAGUCACACACAGAAAGAGAGACAAGAUGACGGGCGGGCGUUUCAACAUCACAAAUAUAGCGAGAGAGGGAGAUUGAAAUUGACCAGAGUUGAGCUGUUGUUGUUGGUCAUCAUGGUUGCCGGGCAGAAGUGCCUGGCUUUCCUGCUUCACAACUUGAGCAAGAGCAAAGGGAAGCAAAUUCUGGAACCCAGCGCCAAGCGCAGUAAAGCCACAUCCCUGGCCGGGUUUUUUCCCAUCAAGACUGCGCCGCUCAAAAGGUUGGGACAGACGCUGCAGCGUUCCAUCAGCUUCCGAAACGAGAGAGCUCUUCCGGUGUCUACCGACGCGAAAACCGAACCCAACGCUUCUUCUUCUCGCGGUUCUUCGGCGGCAUCCGGGCCUUCCGCGGCGACCGGCAAACGUCGCGAUAGCAAACUGUGGAGCGAAACGUUCGACGUCCACACGGGGGCGGCGCAGACACUCACUCCCAAAGACAUCAAACGACAGGAGGCCAUUUUUGAGCUAUCUCAGGGUGAGCAAGAUCUGGUGGAGGAUCUGAAACUGGCAAAAAAGGCCUACCACGACCCCAUGCUGAAGCUCUCCAUCAUGACCGAGCAAGAACUCAACCAAAUUUUCGGAACUCUGGAUUCACUGAUUCCGCUGCAUGAAGACCUACUGAAUCACCUCUUCCAGGCCAGGAACCCGGACGGAUCCACAGAACAUGUGGGACAGAUUCUGACCGACUGGCUGCCGUGUCUGUCGUCGUACACGGCCUACUGCGGCAAUCAGGUUUGGGCCAAGGCCUUGCUGGACCAGAAGAAGCAGGACCGGCGAGUGCAGGACUUCCUGCAGCGCUGCCGGCAGUCGCCUUUCAGCAGGAAGUUGGACCUAUGGAACUUCCUGGACAUCCCGCGCAGUCGGUUGGUCAAGUACCCGCUGCUGCUCAGGGAGAUCCUCAAGCACACACCCGACUGGCACCGGGACAGGCCGCACCUGGACCAAGCGAUGCAGAUGAUCCAAAGCGUUUUGGCGGACAUCAACAGAUGCACUGGCGAGUCUGAGUGUCAGUUCUACAAGGACCGGCUGCUCUACGCCGAGGUGGGCCAGAGUGACGCCCUCAUCCAGCGCUCCAGGACGCUAUGCUGCCACGGCGAGCUCAAGAACAACCGAGGACUGAAGCUCCACGUGUUCCUCUUCCAGGACGUGCUUGUCAUCACCCGAUCGGUCUCCAUGAACGAGCAGCCCGCUAGCUACCAGCUGUGCCGGCGACCCAUCCCCAUCCGCCAGCUGGAUCUUGAAGACCUCUCGGACGGCGAGAUGAGAGUGGGCGGGUCCAUUCGAGGAGCUUUCAGCAACAAUGAGCGCACAAAGAACUUCUUCCGCGUGUCCCACCGAGUUUCUGGCGGUCCACUGGAGAGUCACUGCUUUCAAGCUAGUGACGCCUUCAACAAGCAGCAGUGGAUCAACUGCAUCCGACAGGCCAAAGAAUCCGCCGAGGCGAGGGCAGGACAGGAGGACCCUUCGCUAGACCUCGUCCAAGCCGAGACUGAACUCAUUCAGUACCAAAUCAAAAUGGAGGACGCCAAAGAGCAAGCAAUAGCGGCGGACAUGGACGCCGGUUAUCAGGAGGACGUACGAUGCUGAUGUUUGCACUUCAUGUACUACCAGAGAGUAGCGCUGUACGUUAUGGCACUAGAAAUCGACAUUUUAAAACUGUCAUCAUCGCCAUGAAUAGACCGUUCCUGCAAUGCAGAUUUUGACCAUCAGGUAGCGCCAAAUUAGCGGUGAUUUAUAAUUUUUUCAAGCCAUAGUAGUGCAACAUAUCGGCCUCGAGAUUUCCCAAGCAAAUUUGCUCCCCCUGCCGACCGUACGUGAGUAACUCAUCCAUGAAAAUAGAAAAUGGCAAUAAUUUGUACCAAUAUCAAUAUUAAUUUAAUUAUAUUAUGUUUACCUAAUAUAUAGCAACUUUAAAAGUUACGGCCACCAGGGUAAAAAAAAAAAAAACAUACCUAAUCUGGACCCACGGUUUAGUCAUCUGUAAUCACAGAUGACUAAACUGUACCCCAAAUUUACUAAACUCUACUCCCAUAUUAUUAAACUGGUUAACAUAUUACUAAACGGUACCCAAAGUUUACUAAACUGUACCCAGAGUUUAAUAAUCUGUACCCACUGUAUACUAAAUUCUACCCGCAGAUUUCUAAUCUGUACCCACAUAUUACUAAAGGUUACCCAUAGGUGACUAAUCUGUAUCCACAUAUUACUAAACUGUACCCACAGUUUACUAAUCUGUACCCACAUAUUACUGAACUGUACCCACAGAUUACUACACUGUAGCCAGAGUUUAGUAAUCUGUACCCACGAAUUACUAACCUGUACCCAUUGCACAACUAAAUUGUACCCACAGGUUACUAAACUGUACCCACAGACUACUAAUCUGUACCCACAGAUUACUAAACUCUACCCACAGAUUACUAGUAUGUACAAACAGAUUACUAAACUGUACUCACAGUUUUCUAAUUUGUACCUUCACAUUACUAAACUGUACCCAAAGACUACUACUCUGGAUCCACAUAAUACUAAACUGUACCCACAGAUUACUAAACUUUUACCACAGAAAAUGUACCCAUAGUUUACUAAUCUGUACCAACAUAUUACUAAACUGUACCCACAGAUUACUCAAAUGUACCCAGAGUUUAAUAAACAGAUUACUAAACUGUACCCAGAGUUUAGUCAUCUGUACCCACAUAUUACAAACCUGUACCCAUUGCUCCACUAAGUUGUACCCACAGUUUACUCAACUGUACCCACAGAUUACUAGUAUGUACAAACAGAUUACUAAACUGUACUCAGUUUUCUAAUCUGUACCUACAGAUUACUAAACUGUACCCACAGACUACUACUCUGGACCCACAUACAGUAAUACUAAACUGUACCCACAGAUUACUAAACUGUACCCACAGAUAUCUAAUUUGUACCCACAUAUUACUAAACUGUACCCACAGACUACUUAACUGUACCCUGAGUUUACCUAUCCUUACCCACAGUUUACUGUUAUGUACAGAUUACUAAACUGUACCGACAGUUUACUAAUCUGUACCCACGGAUUACUAAAGUGUACCCACAGACCACUAAACUGCACCCACAUAGUACUAAACUGUACCCACAGUUUACUAGUAUAUACAAUCAGAUUACUAAACCAUACCCAUAAACUACUAAUCUGUACCUACAGACUCCUUAUCUGGACCCACCGAUGACUAAACUGGGGGUACAGAUUAGGUAUGUUCUUUCUACCCUGGCACCCAAGAGGCUCCAUAAAAAGUCAUUUUUGGUGGUAUUAACCGAUACCUGUACUGUACCGACACCAUGAUUUUUGAAAAAAUCACACUAUAUCUUUUUUUUCCCAAUACUAAAUUCUGUAUACGCACUUGAAUGUAAAAUAAUUCUAUUAUGGCUUGGUUAGACACUGACGACAUUAGACUUCCAAUCCAUUUGAAGUGGGAGGGAAGCCAGCAAAUGAACGAACAUUCAAAUGGAUUGGACGUCUACUAAACUCAGUGCAGGCAGAAGCAUGAAAAGACCUUUCAUCGCCCCUACCAACAUGGCCUCGGGGCGGCCAUUUGGUAAGGACGAUGUUCCCAUCAAAGUCAAUGCACUGAUAUUAAAAUGAAGUCAAAACUA
This is a messenger RNA of Corythoichthys intestinalis (scribbled pipefish), 5207 nucleotides long. It is a transcript of the gene arhgef3, whose product is annotated as Rho guanine nucleotide exchange factor (GEF) 3. The transcript is spliced from 10 exons. Gene Ontology annotation, molecular function: guanyl-nucleotide exchange factor activity. The record is from RefSeq and is a predicted model, not a curated record. Lineage: Eukaryota; Metazoa; Chordata; Actinopteri; Syngnathiformes; Syngnathidae. Gene Ontology annotation, biological process: positive regulation of Rho protein signal transduction; intracellular signal transduction. The coding region runs from base 1662 to 3173 and encodes 503 amino acids.